Molecule: messenger RNA, 834 nt
Organism: Caenorhabditis briggsae
Lineage: Eukaryota; Metazoa; Nematoda; Chromadorea; Rhabditida; Rhabditidae
Gene: Cbr-mec-17
Product: Protein CBR-MEC-17
Exons: 4
Coding region: 1-834 (277 amino acids)
Biological process (GO): alpha-tubulin acetylation
Cellular component (GO): microtubule
Molecular function (GO): tubulin N-acetyltransferase activity
Source: RefSeq, a predicted model, not a curated record
AUGCAAGUCAACGCGGAUCUAAGACCGAUUCUCGGUCCUCAACUUGUUCGUUUGGAUCCCAUGAGAAUCAAGCAGCUACAAGAUCCUCAAGUGUACGAUGCGAUCGAUAGUCUCGCCAAACUCUCGGCCCAUUGCCUCCAACUUCGUACUCCAUUGACAACUUGUGAGAAACUCAUCAAUUCUGAUUCCACUUUAUAUCUCUCAUGGAAAUACGAUGAGGAAGAAAAAGUGAGCCGUCUUCUUGGAUUUGCCAAAGUGGGAAGAAAGAAGUUGUUCCUUUAUGAUGCUCAAAUGCAAACGUACGAAGGAGAAGUUCUUUGCCUUCUCGACUUCUAUGUUCACUUCUCAACUCAACGUCAAGGCGUUGGAAAGCAAAUUCUGGACUACAUGUUCUCACAGGAGCAUGCUGAACCCUAUCAAUUGGCUCUUGACAAUCCAUCGGUCACUCUUCUCGGUUUUAUGUCCCAGAAAUAUGGAAUGAAUCGACCAGUUUGGCAGAAUACCAACUUUGUUGUUUUCGACGAGCUCUUCCAAUCGUUGUCUGCUGAGAAUGGAGUUGGUACGGUUGAUUUCCAAAGCUGCAAGUAUAGAAUUUUCAAUUCAGAGAAGUCACCACCAGAUGGAUGGCGUCGUCCAAUGACUCCACGUCGGUUGGGAACUGGAAUGACUGACACUCGUUGGCUUCAACACGCUGUCAGUGGACAUCAAAGCAAGGGAAAUGCGAUGGCCGCUCCAGUCGAUGCUGACAUGACUCCACAAGGAGCGCUGAGCAACCGAGCUCAUCAGGCCAAAGCCAGAAAGGCCCAUAUUCUCUCCAGCAAGCCACUUUGGUGA